AUGAUUCCUGGGAAGUAUCGCUCUGUUUCUGGCCGGACUGCAAACAACGUGAACUGUGGGCUUCAUCUGGUUAUUCAAACCUCAUCACUUCCUGAGAAGCACAAGGUUGAAUUCAAGCUAAAUAGAGACACACCAUCAUUCCCUGGUCGACUCUUACAACAUGAUCUUGAAAGAAACUAUUCCAGUAGGCAAGGAGAUGGAAGAGUCAUAAGUCCUUCGCCUCGUAGCAAAUCAUCAUGCAUCUCAUCCACAACAAACGUGACAGAACUGUAUGGGCUGGAAGUGAAAAGUGCCCUGAGCUCCUUGUCAGCAUUCGGAGAUUCUUCCUUUCAGACACCUGCCAAGGCCAGGAUCCGGCAGGGCUGUCAUAGCGCCGGCCCCAAUGUGUCUGGUGACCAUAUUAACCUGGUGAGCUCCUCAAUGCCAUCCUUUCCUGUUCUCCACCGUUCUUCUGAAGAGAAGAUUCUUUAUUCAGACAGGCUGACGCUGGAAAGGCAAAAGUUGACUGUGUGUCCUAUCAUCGAUGGGGAAGAACACUUACGCCUGUUGAACUUCCAACACAAUUUUAUAACUCGGAUCCAAAAUAUUUCCAAUCUGCAGAGGCUAAUAUUCCUGGACUUAUAUGAUAACCAGAUUGAAGAAAUCAGUGGGCUUUCUACUCUGAGAUCCCUCCGUGUCCUUCUGCUGGGGAAGAACAGAAUCAAGAAAAUCUCAAAUCUAGAGAACCUAAAAAAUUUAGAUGUUUUGGACCUUCAUGGAAAUCAGAUUACCAAAAUCGAAAAUGUCAAUCAUCUGUGUGAUUUGAGAGUUUUAAAUCUUGCCAGGAACCUUCUAAGUCAUGUUGAUAAUCUUAAUGGACUGAAUUCACUAACCGAACUCAACCUGCGACACAAUCAAAUCAGUUUUGUGAGAGAUGUGGAUAAUUUGCCCUGCCUCCAACGUCUGUUCCUCAGCUACAACAAUAUAUCUAGUUUUGACAGUGUUUCCUGCCUUGCUGAUGCUACUUCCCUCUCAGACAUAACUUUUGAUGGCAACCCAAUAGCACAAGAGUCAUGGUACAAACACACUGUCCUUCAGAAUAUGAUGCAGCUGCGCCAGCUGGAUAUGAAGAGAAUCACAGAAGAAGAGAGGCGCAUGGCAUCAGUUGUGGCCAAGAAAGAGGAAGAGAAGAAGCGGGAAAGUCACAAGCAGUCCUUGCUCAAGGAGAAGAAAAGGUUAACAAUUAAUAACGUAGCUCGAAGAUGGGAGUUGCAGCAACGAGGAGUCAAUAUUGCUAUGAAUCCCGAGAAGAGAGACUGUGACCUGUCAUCGCAGGAUCCCUGUCAGGGCGAUGGGAGCACAGUGUCCGCGCUGGCAGAGGAAUCGGGGUCUCUCGACUCCGGGCUCACAAGCGCCUUACAAGGUCUGUGUGUCCCAGACACGCACCUGGUGGAAGUAGACGGGGACACGCUCUCGCUGUACGGCGCAGGCGCGCUGGAAUCCCUGGACCGGAGUUGGAGCGCUCAGACUGCAGGAAUGGUCACAACUGUCUCUUUCAUGUUCAUAGAAUUCGAUGAGAUUGUCCAAGUGCUUCCCAAGUUGAAGAUCAAGUUUCCUAAUUGUCUGCACCUUAAAUUCAAGGAGACAAACCUGGUCAUGUUGCAGCAGUUCAAUGCUCUGGCACAGCUCCGUCGGGUUGACCAGCUGACCAUCGACCCUCAGGGAAACCCUGUGGUCAACUUCACUCUCUGGAAGUAUUACGUAUUGUUCCGGCUCAGCCAUUUCAGCAUGCAGAGAAUAAACGGAACUGAGGUGACUCAGAACGACCUGAUCAUGGCUGAGCGGCUCUUUGGCAUCCUUGCACAUGUGGCAUCAUCUGAAUUACCCCAGUACCGUCUGAUUUCAAUUCUGGGCGAUGCCAGGAAAAAGCAAUUCCGGUAUCUACUAGAAACCAAAGGAAAAAAGCCUGGAAUUGUCAAUGAAGAAAAUAAUGACAGCAAAAGACUUGUAGCAGAAAAUACAAAUCGUGCGACGCUGAAUUAUACCACAAGAGACUUUUAUAAUGAAAAGCUAGAGGAAAUAAAGGAAAAAAAGAAAUUCUGCAAGAUGUACGUGGAGGACCUUGUGAAGGGAGCCACGGAGAUCAACAGGAAGAAUGAGGCCUUGCAGAAGCUUUGGCCACAAAUGUUCAUCGAGCUCGUGAGGGACGCCGUCAUUGAGAUCCGCAAUAAGAAUGCCUACAUGAAGCUCUGCCUGCAGCAGAUCACCGACCACAAAUAG
This is a messenger RNA of Ochotona curzoniae (black-lipped pika), 2259 nucleotides long. RefSeq names its product leucine rich repeat containing 49 (gene LRRC49). The transcript has 17 exons. Lineage: Eukaryota; Metazoa; Chordata; Mammalia; Lagomorpha; Ochotonidae. Bases 1 to 2259 code for a protein of 752 amino acids. Gene Ontology annotation, molecular function: protein binding. The record is from RefSeq and is a predicted model, not a curated record.